UCCCCUGGCUGGCAGCGCGGAGGCCGCAGGAUGCCUGGAGUUCCUGUAAAAGACGUGAACCAGCAGGAGUUCAUCAGAGCUCUGGCAGCCUUUCUCAAAAAAAAACUGAAAGUCCCUGAAUGGGUGGACACUGUCAAGCUGGCCAAGCAUAAAGAACUUACUUCCUACGAUGAGAACUGGUUUUACACACGAGCUGCUUCCACAGCACAGCACCUGUACCUCUGGGGUGGUGCUGGGGUUGGCUCCAUGGCCAAGAUCUUUGGGGGAAGGCAGAGAAACGGGGUCAUGCCAAGCCACUUCAGCCAAGGCUGCAAGAGUGUGGUCCUCCGAGUCCUUCAAGCCCUGGAGGGGCUAAAAAUGGUGGAAAAGGACCAAGAUGGGGGCCGCAAACUGACAUCUCAGGGACAGAGAGAUCUGGACAGAAUCGCCAGGUAG
Tupaia belangeri chinensis (Chinese tree shrew) is the source of this 435-nucleotide messenger RNA. RefSeq names its product 40S ribosomal protein S19-like. Lineage: Eukaryota; Metazoa; Chordata; Mammalia; Scandentia; Tupaiidae. Bases 31 to 435 code for a protein of 134 amino acids. The transcript has 2 exons. Gene Ontology annotation, cellular component: cytosolic small ribosomal subunit; ribosome. Gene Ontology annotation, biological process: translation; ribosomal small subunit assembly. The record is from RefSeq and is a predicted model, not a curated record. Gene Ontology annotation, molecular function: structural constituent of ribosome; RNA binding.